Molecule: messenger RNA, 234 nt
Organism: Dovyalis caffra
Lineage: Eukaryota; Viridiplantae; Streptophyta; Magnoliopsida; Malpighiales; Salicaceae
Source: the annotation of a GenBank genome assembly
AUGCUUAAGCGAGAUGACAAGCUGCGCGCUAAUAAUAACCUGCUGGCUUAUUCCUCCACAUCCGGUCCUGAGCAACAGGAAGCCCCUGCAGCAGACAAUGACCUUAGGAAUGAUCUAUGGUUACGGAAAAGAUCCAACAUCCAAUCACAUGGAAGAACACAAGGUACCUGGAAGCGUGUUGGAUCGUUGACUGAACUAGCUGCGGCUGGUAAUUGUGUAAAACUAAGUUCCUGA